This is a messenger RNA of Otolemur garnettii (small-eared galago), 726 nucleotides long. It is a transcript of the gene LAPTM4B, whose product is annotated as lysosomal protein transmembrane 4 beta. The record is from RefSeq and is a predicted model, not a curated record. Lineage: Eukaryota; Metazoa; Chordata; Mammalia; Primates; Galagidae. Gene Ontology annotation, cellular component: lysosomal membrane.
CCAGCCUGUGCGGCGGCCGCCUUCGGAGCGCAGAGUCCAGCCGCGGCAACCGCUCGGAGCUCUCCCGGGAACGCGGAACGAGGAGGGCAGUGGGGUAGGCGAGCGGGCCGGAAGCCGGAGCUGACUAGGAGGCGGCAGCAGCGGCGCGGCGGACCCGGGGAGACCCGGUCAACGCUCCUGAAAACUUAGGCGCGCACUCGCGACACUGCGCCCGCGGCCGGAGCGAUGAAGAUGGUAGCGCCCUGGACGAGGUUCUACUCCAACAGCUGCUGCCUGUGCUGCCAUGUCCGCACUGGCACCAUCCUGCUUGGCGUCUGGUACCUGAUCAUCAAUGCUGUGGUACUGCUGAUUUUAUUGAGCGCCCUGGCUGACCCAGAUCAGCAACACUUUUCAAGUUCUGAACUGGGAGGUGACUUUGAGUUCAUGGAUGAUGCCAACAUGUGCAUCGCUAUUGCAAUUUCUUUUCUCAUGAUCCUGAUAUGUGCAAUGGCUACUUAUGGAGCAUAUAAGCAACGUGCUGCCUGGAUUGUCCCGUUCUUCUGUUACCAGAUCUUCGACUUUGCCCUGAAUGCCUUGGUUGCAGUCACUGUGCUUGUCAUCCAAACUCCAUUCAGGAGUACAUACGGCAGCUGCCUCCUAAUUUUCCCUACAAAGAUGAUAUCAUGUCCGUGAAUCCUACCUGUUUGGUCCUUAUUAUUCUUCUGUUCAUUAGCAUUAUCUUGACUU